Messenger RNA from Megalops cyprinoides (Indo-Pacific tarpon), 1315 nucleotides. RefSeq names its product lysosome-associated membrane glycoprotein 1-like. The record is from RefSeq and is a predicted model, not a curated record. NCBI's taxonomy places the organism in Eukaryota, Metazoa, Chordata, Actinopteri, Elopiformes, Megalopidae. The transcript has 9 exons. Bases 1 to 1248 code for a protein of 415 amino acids. Gene Ontology annotation, cellular component: membrane.
AUGUCCCAGCGCGUUCAACAACGCCGGCUGCUCGCUGAAAUCGCCUGCGUCUUCAUUCUAGGAUGUGUGGGUGUGGUGCAAGGCGUGACACUGGAGGUGAAAGAGGGAAACUCCACCUGUAUCAAAGCCGAGCUCUCAGCCCUUUUCUCUGUUGUGUACAACGUAGCCAAUGGCACGCGGACAGCCUUUGUGCCCCUCCCAGACACAACCACAGUGGGUAGCAGGAGCUCCUGUAGUGGGGGCAGUGGUGCUGCCUGGCUAGUGGCCAGCUUUGGGUGGGGUCACUCGCUGAGCUUCACCUUCUCCAGGGACAACAGCCUGUACAGAGUGGACAGUCUGACCCUACAGUACAACCUGAGUGACAGCGCCACCUACCCUGGGUCCUCCAGUACAGGCCUCGUUACCAUGUCGACAGCCUCCACAGGGAUUCUCGCUGGGAUCAACACCACCUACAGGUGUGAGACUGCGUCACCUGUGAGGCUGGGUGGAGUCACUGUCAUCUUCUCCGACAUGAGAAUGGAGGCGUACAUGCCAGGACGUGACCUCAGCACCAACGAAACCAUCUGCACGGCUGAUUACAUCAACAACGCGGCUGCCCUCAAAAUGAGCAUAACAGUCCCUCCCCCCACGCCCCCAGCCAAACCUGAAAGGGGAAACUACACCAUCGCCUACGGCAAUGGUACCAACUGUCUGCUGGCCCGAAUGGGCCUCCAGCUCAACCUCACCUACACCUCCACAUCUCUGAACAAGACUGUCCAGCAGCUUGUGAACCUGCAGCCCAGACAAACGAAGAACACAGGAUUGUGUGAGGAAAAUAGUGCCACCUUGUGGCUGUUAGAGAAACGCACCAACCUCAGCUUCUCCUUCACGUUGAACUCCACAUCCAGUAAAUACUAUCUGAGUGGAAUCGCUGUGUCAGCAACCUGGCCAGAUAUGAAAGAGCCCUUCUCUGGCAGUAACAGGAGUCUGGAGUACCUGCAGGGGGCGCUGGGGCACUCCUACAUGUGCAGUGCAGAGCAGACCCUCUCUGUGGUGCCUGGCUUCUCUCUCAACACCUUCCAGGUGCAGCUGCAGCCCUUCGGAGUCAACGGAGACCAGUUUGGCUCAGCGGAGGAGUGCCAGCUGGAUGAAGAUCACAUGCUGAUUCCCAUCAUCGUGGGGGCCACCAUGGCUGGCCUGGCACUCAUCGUCCUCAUCGUUUACCUCGUCGGCAGGAAGAGCAGUCACACUGGCUACGAGACCAUCUGACCACUUCCUGUCACGUGACCCCAGCACAGACUCCUGCAGUCCUCAGACCCUUUCCAGCUCACCUUGU